AUGAUGGCUCCUCGAUACAACAGCGACAAGUUUCCCCUCUACAAACCUCCGCCUCCGCCGCCAGAAGAGGAGGACGCGCUUAAGUGGAGCGGGGAACUGGAAGACUUGCCUUCCGACGACGACAUUAAGCGCGAGAUCAAAAGGCGCGUCACGAAUCAGUCAAUCAAGGCGCUUCCGGCGUUUUCGGAGGACGAUCUGCGCGACUUCUAUAAGAAUCUCGUUCUUGCUGGCAAGAAGGACAUGAUCGAAAGCGUUCCGAGGCUUGAGGCUCCCAAGGUGACACCUCAGCAGCGGCAGCAGAUUCUUGAGAACCUCCUUUCCCGCUUGGAAGCGCCGAAGACGGAGACCUCUUCGGACCAACAAGACGACCAGGCGGCGGCAGAUGCGCCGAUCAUCGACGCUCCCACUAUUCCGAGAAACAUGCCUACGCACGUCGCGCUCACGAGCGCUCUUCUGCAAAUGGGCCGUGAUGAGCCGUCAGGAUCCUUCGAUGUCCCCCUGGGUCUUGUUACCCAGUCCGAGUGGCAAGCUCUCCUGGACACAUUCAUCGCAAAAGGCGAUGGUAACGGAGCUGAGGUUCUUCUGAGCACAAUGGAGCGACACGGCGUGCAGCCUUCUCUUUCGCAAGUGGAUGCGAUCGCCGAGCUCUACGCGAACCGCGGCAUGACGGUCGAGGUUAUGCGCUACAUCACCGACCUUGAUGAGGGUGGUGUUGAGGUGACUGACCACCAUCGUGAUCUUGUCGUUCUGUCGAUGCUGGGCGGCGAGAAGCCGGACGUCACCGGAGCAAUCGACCUGCUGAAGCAGAGUGAGAAGCUUGGCAAACCCUUCCCUCAAUCGUCUUACAACCUCGUUCUCAAGAACCUGUCGAACCGGUCCACUGAUCGUCUGCCGAACGCGGAAGAGCGUAGCCAGGCUUGGGACUUGUUCGCACAAAUGCGUUUCGCGGCGCACCCCGUCCCGUCGCGCGAGGUGUAUGCGACCAUGAUCAAGGCGUGCGCGGACCCUCGCCAGCCUCAGCCGGAGCGCGCUCGCGACCUCUGGAUUGAGAUGACUGUUGACCAGCGGAUUGAGCCCUCUGGUGAAGAGUUCAAUGCCAUCAUCGGCGCGCUCGGUAGCACGAAGGAAGAUUACCUCGAAUCGUUCGACCUCAUGCGCCAGAUGCUUGCGAAGCAUAAUGAUGCGACAUGGGAGCCCUUUAAUGAAGCCCAAGCCGCGCAGCGAUCGCCCUGGGUGCCGACACUGGAGACGUUCAAUGCGCUGCUUGAGGGUGCCAAACGUGCCGGCGACCUUGACCGUGCCCGCUGGGUGUUGAACGAGGUCGUCGACCUCGCGCGCUCAUCUCGCGCCUUCGGCCGUGACGCAAUCCAGAGCCCAAACGAGGAGACGAUGGCGAGCGUUUUCAUGACGUACGCUUCUUGGAAGCCCAUCAAGCGCAGACAUGACGUGCAGGUGAUCCGACCACUUUCGCCGCGUGAUGUCACCCGAGCGGAGGAGGCUGCUGCCGCGGCUGCGGCGUCUGACCAGCGGGAAGGUGUCGUAGAGGCCCAGGUCGACCCGGAGAAGCCAAAGAUGCCGGAAACGAGCUCUGCCGCGUUGCGCGAAGUUGAUGCUCUCUUCCAGCAGUGCCUGCAAGACUACCAGCUCACGCAGGGCCGUGACGUUGACCCUUACACGGUGCCGUUUGGUAAGGUGCGCCCCACUGCGCGCCUGAUCAACUCGUACAUUUCUGCGCACUUUGUGCACGACAAGAGCAUUGAGGCGACACGCGAGGUGUACGAACGCACAUGGGCACAGGUGCGCGACAUGUUCCCGUCCCUCCACCUCCGACCUAAUGGCUGGACGUACCUCGAGAUCCUGCAGAAGUGCGGGCGCGGACGCAUGUCUGCUGCCGAUGCCAAGGCGGCACAUGCCUGGGGCUCCGAAGUGUGGGAGGAGUAUCGCGCGUGGUACCAGCAGGCGAAGAGACAGGUAUCGUGGGAGAAUGACUCACGUUCUCGAAGGCAACGCUGGCUCAUCGGCCUCGAUGACCGGCAGACGGAGCAGAUAUGGGCGGCCGGUAUCCGUAUGGCGACGAUCCAUGGAGACGUUAACGGCGCAUUGGAGCUCCUGCUCGAGUUCGCGGAGCGCUAUCCAGCCGCCGACAUUCUCCGGCAAUACGUUCCACGCGUACCGGGAGAGUUCGCCGUGCGUCUUACCGACCCGCGCAUGGUUCCGGAGGCCAACAUUCCGCCACACAUCCUCUUUAAGGACAUCGCUGUCCUGCACCAGCGCUGCGCAAUCGACGAGAAUGCCGAUGGCCUCAGCAAGAUCAAGUGGGUCACGACGGGAUACGCGAACAACCUCGCGAAGCGCAAGCGACUCCGCCUCCACGGAGCUGGUGUCAAGCGCGAGCUCGCCAAGGUAUUGAAGAAAGGAGUUCGCACAGCGCCGGAGACGCCUGAGGACGACCCUGUAGACGAGGAGCAGCCCUACCGAUAG
Trichosporon asahii var. asahii CBS 2479 is the source of this 2481-nucleotide messenger RNA. RefSeq lists its product as uncharacterized. The record is from RefSeq and is a predicted model, not a curated record. The transcript has 4 exons. The coding region runs from base 1 to 2481 and encodes 826 amino acids. NCBI's taxonomy places the organism in Eukaryota, Fungi, Basidiomycota, Tremellomycetes, Trichosporonales, Trichosporonaceae. Gene Ontology annotation, molecular function: protein binding.